Molecule: messenger RNA, 1737 nt
Organism: Salvia miltiorrhiza (redroot sage)
Lineage: Eukaryota; Viridiplantae; Streptophyta; Magnoliopsida; Lamiales; Lamiaceae
Exons: 13
Coding region: 302-1609 (435 amino acids)
Source: RefSeq, a predicted model, not a curated record
UGGGAUGGCGGCAAAUAUUUGUUUGGCAAGAGCGCAAAGCGGUGGGACAAGCCACGUAUCACAUCGGACAGCCUCUAUUCAACGGCGUAAAAGGAAACUUCAACAGCUCGUCAGAUCAAACCCAACCAACUCAAUUCCCAUAAUUUUUGUGAAUUUGUUCUUAUCAACUUUGAUCCAUUGCAUUGCCUCAAAUUAUCCGAUUUCUUCGCUCAAACUUUUCUAUUUAUCUUUUCAAAAAUACAAGUGAAAUCGAGGUCCCUUCCCAUUUCCUCCACCCAGUGCUGCAAUCCAUCGCAGAUGCAUGUGCCGAACAUCAUUUGGCAUGCAUUUUAAGAUGGAAGCUGUCAGCUUUAGAUACUGGAAUGACUGUGUGGAUCCUGAGGACUUGGAGGCAAUGUGGGCAGAGCCUGAUGUAAGAUCAGAGUGGAUUAACGCUGGAGAGACUAAGGGAUCCAAGGUCCACCUCUCACGUGAUCCUGACGGUCAGCCUUUUUUAACACAGACUGAAAUGAGGGCUGUAGCAGGAAUUAUUGUCCAAAGGCAUUUUGUCUCUCAAAUAGAUUUGGACAUGCUUUGUGCCAUUGCUGAGAUUGAAAGUGAUAGACUGCCACUGGCCAAAAGCUACAACAAGAAAUCUGACGAGGUCAAGAUGGGGAUCAUGCAAAUCUCGCCAAAAAUAGCUGAGUGGUUCAUCAGGGAGUUGGGUUACAGAACCUAUAAUAUGGCUGAGGAUUCCACACCCAUGUAUAAACCUUUUCUCAAUGUUUACAUUGCAGCUGCCUAUCUGAAAUGGCUGUCAAAGUUUGACAACAAAGAAAGGAGUGAAGAAUUCAUGAUUAGGGCUUAUAAAGGUGGCACGAAAAAAGCAACUCACAAGUCAACUUUGCCAUACUGGAAAAAGUACCUUUCUGUUAAGGAAAGUCUUCCAUCCAGAAAAGUCUUUGGAGUUGGUUUUGCACUUGAUGUUCCUUCACACUCUGCUGCUGGAGUUUCACAAAGCAAAGGUCCAAUCCAUGCAACUUGGGAUUCAAAGACUUCACCUGAAGACAUGGAAUUGAUGUGGAAAAACCGUGAUGUAAACAAAGAAUGGACCAAAUCCGGUGAGAAAAGGGGGAAAGUGCGAUUCUCUCAUGAUGUAGAAAAGCAUCCUUAUCUUUCUCGGGUAGAACUAAGGGCAGUUGCAGAGAUCAUUUGGUCUAAACACUUCAGCAAGAAAGGGGGAGAUAAAUCUACUGUUUUAUGUGCUCUCUGUGAGAUGGUUAGCAUGCGGUUCAUAAAUGGAGUCGGCCAACACACAGGGCUAAUGGGAGUCGACUAUCCCACAGCAUGUUGGCUAUACAACGGCUUGGGCUACAAGGCUUACUCCGUGGAGGCUGUCGAAGAUCUUACCAAGCCUUUCGUAUCCAUGUACUUUGGUGCAGCCUACAUGACUUGGUUAUCAGAAUAUGAGGGAAGGGAAAGAAGUCUCGCAUUUGUAGCUCAGGCCUAUAUGUGUGGACCUCAUAAUGUGAACUUGCAAGAGACUGGUCCUCUACGUGAUAAGUUUGAAGAAAUACUUAGCCGCUACCAAAAACCUAGAAGAGAUUCUAGCAGCUGCACUAUCAUGUGAGCUUCCGACCUCAUAUUUGAUGCACCUAUUUUUGUAAUUCUUCCCUCCUGUAAAAAGGCAAUUAUAUGUAUUUUGUAUAUGGGUCCAGAAUUCCAUGCUGAGAAUAUAUGUAACCGUUUUUGUGCAAA